Molecule: messenger RNA, 2436 nt
Organism: Theileria annulata
Lineage: Eukaryota; Apicomplexa; Aconoidasida; Piroplasmida; Theileriidae
Product: ATP-dependent (RNA) helicase, putative
Exons: 3
Coding region: 1-2436 (811 amino acids)
Molecular function (GO): ATP binding; nucleic acid binding
Source: RefSeq, a predicted model, not a curated record
AUGGUUAAGACUAAUGCUGGACUUGGAUCCUUCGGUACCUUGGGUUUGAAUAAGCCGAUUUGUUUGACAUUACAGAAGAAGUUUCGAUAUGACCAGCCUUCCGCUAUCCAGCGUAGAACAAUUCCUCACGUUUUGGCAGGAUCUGACGUAGUAUGCAUAGCACGCACUGGCUCAGGGAAGACUGUUGCCUAUAUUUCUCCAAUCGUGCAACUUCUUGAAGCCCACUCCUCAGUCGUCGGAGUUCGCUGUUUAAUAUUGCUUCCGACCAGGGAGCUGGCGCUUCAGGUCGAAGGAGUUCUAAAGAAAUUUGUCAAUUUUUCUAACCAGUCCGAUGCACUCAGGGUUGUGCUUCUUAUUGGAGGGAAGUCGGUUGAGAGCCAGUUUGGCGCAUUAAGCUUUAACCCAGAUAUUGUGAUAGCAACCCCGGGCCGCCUGGUUUACCACCUGGAACAAAAGAGCCUGAGCCUCUCCCUUGUGACCCAUUUGGUGAUUGACGAGGCCGACAAACUGUUUGAGAUGGGAUUCCUUCCCGAUAUCUAUAAAGUGUUUGCCCACUUGCCAAAGGUAAAACAGGUGGUUCUGGUUUCAGCAACUCUGCCCACUCAGUUAAGUGAAUUCGUGUCAUUUGGCCUAAAUGAACCCAUUGUCACAAAGUUAGACCAAGACCAGAACAUUAAUGAGCAGCUACAAAUGUCGUUUAUAUACUCAAGGAAUGAGGAGAAGAUAUCGGUGUUACUUCGCGUGUUAAACAAAUAUAAGGAUUUGAAGAGCAUAGUGUUUGUAGCUACUCGGCAUCACGUUGAGUUUUUCCGAACCCUAUUACACAAACUGGGAUACUCAGUAUCAUGCGUUUAUGGAACCAUGGACAUGGAUAACAGAGUAAUUGAGAUGAGUCGCUUCCGAAGCAACAAAACCCGAAUUCUACUGGUCACUGACGUGGCAAGCCGAGGCCUCGACAUUCCCUUCGUCGACCUUGUCGUUAACUUUGACUUCCCCUACUCCACAAAAUUAUUUAUUCAUAGAGUCGGAAGAACUGCUAGAGCAGGUAGGCAAGGACUCGCAGUGUCAAUUGUAACUAAUAAAGAUUUCUCUUUCCUAUUACAGAUUUUAUGCAAACUCAAUAAAUCACUAUUACUUCCCAUAAAUAAUAGUAGUAAUACUAGUAAUAGUGGUAAUAGUGAGGAUGCCAGCACUAUAGAGAAUAGUAGUGGGAACGUGAUAAGAAUAAAGAAUGAUAAGUUGGUUAGUGAGGAGUUGGCUGGAGAAGUGGAUAAUAAUUACUGUGUGAUAGGCAGUUGUAAUGACUUGAACCACUUAAUUGAGAACGUGAAUAAUAAGAUAUCCGAGGAUCCCGAACUCUCAGCCCAGUUCAGAAGCAUGCAAAACUCCUACAACCUCUACUACAAAACGAGGCCUAACCCAACCCAUAACUUCAUUCAACUUUCAAAUCAGUUCUUCCAACUCUAUUCGUCUCAAUUCCUUUUACACCUUUUUCAUCCAAAUUACCUCCAAACCACUAAUAAUGCUAAUAUUGCCACCAAUAAAGUUGACACUGAUAAUCACAGUGAUAAUUUUAAUAAUAAUGUGAAGGAAGAAUAUUUGGAAUAUUUGUCAAAUUAUAAACCUGAUGAAAAAAUCGUUCAAAAUAACAUUUCACUAAACUCAAUAAAUCACAUGAAGCAACUAAAACUCUACAAUAUCAAUCAUACACGUAGCACUAAUAACACCCAGAACAGUGUUAAUGACACAAAUGACACAAUUGGUGUCGAUAAUGUUAUUAAUAUAAAGGAGAAGGACGAGAAAUUAGUGAAGGAUAAUGAUGAGAAUGAGAUGUAUGAAGAGAGCUUGGUGUUGGAUAUGGUGCCGGAUAACGAAGAUUUAAUUAAAAAGAAACGAUACAUGACAAAAGAAGUUUGGAACCGACGCACGAAAAAGUUCCAACAUGUAACUGUAGAUUUGUAUAAUAAUAAUAAAAUCAUUUCAAACCGUACCAACAAUACUAAGGAUAACCAGGGUAAUAGUAGUGGGAAGGAUAAGAAUUUGUUUAAAAAGUGGGUAAAGAAGACCUCGAGGAGAAUACAACAAGUGGGUGAGCUUGAGAAUCAAAGUGGGAGUGGUUUGGGAUCUGAUCGCACACGAACUAGCAAGUCAGUUAGCUGUGACCCUGACCUCGAUGAACUGAAGACCAUGUUCCCAAAGCAUAAAAAUAUUAUCGAAGCCUACGAAUCCAACGAACAGUUGACGCAUAAACAAAUUAGGAUAUUAAAUAAAAUAUCAAACUACAACAAUACCGAUUCUACCACUAGUAUUAAGAAGAAGAGUAAGGUUAAGAAGAAGAAAACCAGUAAAAAGGAGUAUAUGAAGAAGAGAAUGUCGAAAAUUUUAAAAAGAGGAGCUCCAAAUAGAUCAAAACUAAUUGUCCACAAAAAAUAUUAA